AAAUCGAAAAAUAAUUUCCUCCUUUGUACUUUCGUUUUUAAUACAUUUAUUACAAUUUUAUUCAAAUAAUAAGGUGUAAUGCGUUCGUCUCAAAGUAUGUCUUCGAUGGAACCAUUCUUGAAUUCUUCACUGAGGAAGGUAAAGACACGAAACUCAUUAAACAACUUGUACAAACACCUAGAUAUUACCAAGUCAGACGUUCUUGAUGCAACAAACGAAUUUACAAGCUUGAUACCAAAGUACGAGGACUACGUUUUCACAGACGGCAGCAAUUUUAAGCUCCUUCAACUCGUUGGAACGAUCCCUACGACAUACAACGGUAUCGUGUACAACAUCCCAAUCAGGGUCUGUCUUAUGGACACACACCCCUACAUUGCCCCCAUGGUGUAUGUAACACCCUCAUCAAACAUGCAGAUCAACCCAGGGCGUUACGUUGACCAGAACGGCAAAGUCGAUUUGCCAUAUCUAAAGGAAUGGAACUAUCCCACCUCGGACCUGUUUGGGAUGCUCCAGGUCUUAUCGAUCGUGUUCGGAGAGCAGCCUCCGAUGUAUGCUCGCCCAACGGCGACCAAUCAGACUUCACCCCGCGUGUAUUCCCGCCCACAACCAACAAAUCAGUCAAUACCUCCCGUAAAUGCCCGCACACAGCCAUCAAAGCUGCCGCCCCCUCCCGUAAAUGCCCGCACACAACCGACAAAGCUUCCGGCCCCUCCUAGAUAUCCCGCAGAGAGGACGCAAAACCCCCCAGCAGAAGGUAAAAGGCAAGCUCCACCGGCCCCGUGCUCUAUGUCAAAUAUUGAGGACCAGACUACAGACUCUUCAACCAUUGAUGAGGAACUUGAUGAACUUCAAAAGCUGCAAGGGUUACUGAGGUGUAAGAUUUGCAAUGUUCGGCGCGUGGCGUUGGCCUAUCAGCCUUGUGGUCACUGUGUCGCCUGUCAGGACUGCGGAUCCAAGGUCCACAGCUGUCCCACAUGUCCCGAUAAUGGAGCAAACACGCGAGGGACUGUCAAGAUACUUUUUGCACCAUAAACCCCACGGAUUCUGCAGUAUGCAGUGUGUUUACAUUAACAUUAAUGACAGCCGCAAGUUUACUGUCGAAGACAUGUAUACAGUCGUCAUGUCCUAGUUUGCUUAUGGGGACGAUUUUGCGAAAAGUCAGAUUUGUCUUUCCGUAUAAUCAAUUAAUGGCACGUUGAAAAGUUCUUGAACGUAUGUAAAGGUCGCAAAGCAAUAUUGAAAAAAAUGUGAAUGUAGAUGUUUUUUUAUCAUGUUGACAGUAAUUUUCUUCAGUUUAUUUUGUUAAUAUUUGGAUGAAAUAUGUGAGAAAAUAACGGGUUUAAUUCUACCGUUUAAUUUACAAAAACAUAUAAGUUUAUUCGCUCGACUCUCAUAAUUCAAAAACUCGCCCUUUCCCAAGAUGAAGAUGCAUUGGAGUAAACUGACAAGUUCAUAACACUGUAUAUUUAAUCGACAGUUUAUUCAAGUGUUCGAACUGUUUUCAAACAUAAACCUCAUGAAAUACG
This is a messenger RNA of Dreissena polymorpha, 1526 nucleotides long. RefSeq names its product tumor susceptibility gene 101 protein-like. Gene Ontology annotation, biological process: protein transport; endosome to lysosome transport; protein modification process. Gene Ontology annotation, molecular function: ubiquitin binding. Bases 79 to 1032 code for a protein of 317 amino acids. Gene Ontology annotation, cellular component: ESCRT I complex. The record is from RefSeq and is a predicted model, not a curated record. The transcript is spliced from 8 exons. Lineage: Eukaryota; Metazoa; Mollusca; Bivalvia; Myida; Dreissenidae.